AUGGAUCAAUAUGACAAUACAGGACUAGCUAAGUUGGUAAUGCUGCUGUGGUCCGUUUGGAAAGCUCGGAAUAUGGUGGUCUGGCAUGAAACAUACCUUCAUGUCGAUGAGGUAAUUAGAACUGCUCAGUUUACUCUUGAUCAUUGGAUGGAAGCUCAGCUGAAAAAUUUUACUCCAUCUAUCGCGUUUAAGCAUGCGAAGGAUGGUAGUGAGCGUUGGACGAAACCAUAUAUGAAUACAAUCAAGAUAAAUGUUGAUGCAGCCCUUUUCGAUGAUGAAAACUGUUUUGGGUUUGGGUGUGUUGCUCGUGAUCAUUCGGGAAGAUUGUUAGGAGCUAAGGCAGUAAGCAAAAUCGGAAAAACAUCCACGGAUCUAGCAGAGGUGAUAGUUGUUAAGGAAGUUUUGAGCUGGGUCAAAACAAAGCAGUGGAGCAAGGUGGUGGUGGAGUCUGAUUGUAUGAAAGUGGUGCAAGCUUUACGUAGUUCAGUGGAGUUAACUUCUACAUUUGGUCUAGUUGUGUUGGACUGUAAACAGCUCCUACAAGAUAUUGCAAAUGCUGAAAUUUGUUUCAUUAGACGGUCAGCAAAUAAGGUUGUCCAUUGUUUAGGAAGGCAGUCUUAA
Molecule: messenger RNA, 621 nt
Organism: Daucus carota subsp. sativus
Lineage: Eukaryota; Viridiplantae; Streptophyta; Magnoliopsida; Apiales; Apiaceae
Exons: 1
Coding region: 1-621 (206 amino acids)
Molecular function (GO): RNA-DNA hybrid ribonuclease activity; nucleic acid binding
Source: RefSeq, a predicted model, not a curated record